Pocillopora damicornis (cauliflower coral) is the source of this 660-nucleotide messenger RNA. RefSeq lists its product as uncharacterized. The record is from RefSeq and is a predicted model, not a curated record. NCBI's taxonomy places the organism in Eukaryota, Metazoa, Cnidaria, Anthozoa, Scleractinia, Pocilloporidae.
AUGCGUGUCAAACUUGAUGACGAUGUAUUGACAGAAACGAAAAAUCGUUAUACCAGGCCAGUAAAUUGCGAGUGCUUGGAACCAACCCAGGUUAACCAUCUCCUCUGGGAUAAAUUAAAACAUGACACACGCUCAAGUGACUUAAAGCUUCAGCUUAUUCAGGCCAAUUUACUGAAGGAAAUCAUUCCCAUCGUACUGGUAGUUGAACAACUGGUCAAAGUCCAGGACAAAAUAUCAGAAGAAUUAUUGGAUAUCCCAUCUCUAAUUAGAACGGCCACUGACUCGGUAGCCUUGCUUGGGGCAGCAAAUUUUGGCCUCAAUAUGCAAAGAAGAGAUAACAUAAAACCAGAGCUCAAUGCAGACUACAAACAUCUAUGUUCACCUACAGUGCCAUUCACAGAUUUCCUAUUCGGAGAUGACCCUGACCUCUCUAAGCAGCUAAAAGAUCUAGCUGAAGCCACUAAGGUUAACAAGAAAAUAAGCAAGAACAGUGAAUCAAAACAAGAUUCAUACAGAGGUCAAAAUUACAACCAUAAGUCCUACAAGAAUAAUAGAGGCAGGAAGUUUGGUUGCAAGUACUCACAAAAUAAACAGUUAAACUCAAAAAGGCCCAGCUUCUCAACUCACAAACAAAAGGAGGAGGAGAAGAAGCACAAAUAA